Molecule: messenger RNA, 561 nt
Organism: Cylicocyclus nassatus
Lineage: Eukaryota; Metazoa; Nematoda; Chromadorea; Rhabditida; Strongylidae
Source: the annotation of a GenBank genome assembly
AUGUCUCAGACUGUGAAGGUGGUGUUGAUUUGCGAAAUUCUUCGUGAAAACUUACAUUUAACGAGAAACUGUAAACUCCUCGUCGCCUCCGACACGUCUACAAGCACUUACAGGAUGAAGGCUAUUGCGUGCCUCGUCACUAUUUUGCUCACCUACAACUUCACACCCGUCUAUGGAAAAGUGGUUAAAGACAAAGACGAGCCAGCUCGAACCAAAAGAUGCAUCGGUAUUAUGUGCUGCAUCACUGGAGGCACUUCAAGCGCUGGAUGUAGCACCGGCUAUAGCAGCGGCUACACUGCGGCUGCUCCGGCUGCAGCGGCGAGUUACGCUGCACCUGCCGCUACAUCUUAUGCUGCCCCUGCACCCCAGCCGUGUCCUACGCAGCUCCUGCGGCUACAUCUUACGCUGCUCCUGCAGUUUCGACUAGCUACGCUGCACCAGCCGCCACCAGCUAUGCGGCUCCCGCUGUGUCCACUAGCUAUGCAGCCGCUCCAGCCGCCACCACCUCUGUAUCUUACAGCACCUCGUCUUCACAAUGUUGUUGUGUGUCGUGCUGCGUAG